AUGUUUGCCGAUAUCCAACCUUCACUUACAUCGCUUGGUUCUAUCAUCGAGAACAACAAGAAUACCUUGACCGCUCCCGAGCUCCCUAAUCUUUACCCUAUCUACAAGUACGUCACUGUAGAUGACCUUAACACGCACCAGGCUUACCUUAAGUUGGCCAAGUUGAACGAUCCCAAAAGAACGCCUUCGUUCAUCUUGGAAUCUGCUCCAAACGGUGACACUGUAGAAAGAUACACAUUCAUUGGCUACAACCCUCGUAAGAUCAUCAAGACUGGUGACGUCGAGGGCAAGUAUGCCCCAGGGUAUGUCGACGUAGACCCAAUCACCAUCUUAGAGAAGGAGUUGAGCAGCUACAGACAAGCUCAAUUGCCCGGUAUCCCCAAGCUCAGUGGUGGAGCCAUCGGAUACAUCUCUUAUGACUGUAUUAAGUACUUUGAACCAAAGACUAAGAGAGACUUGAGAGAUACCUUACAGUUGCCUGAAGCUGUGUUGAUGAUGUGUGACUUAAUUGUUGCCUUUGACAAUGUCUUCCAGAGAAUCCAAAUCAUAAAUAACAUCCACGUUGACGAGUCCACUAACGCUGAAGAGCUUUCAGCAAGGUUCGAGAAGGCACAAGCCGAGAUUGUCGAAGUGGAGCGUAUUCUUAAGUCAGAUGCUGACGCCUCUACCAUAACACCAAUUCAACCACCUAUCAAGCCAAACCAGAGUUUCACUUCUAACAUUGGGCAAAAGGGUUACGAAUCACACGUUACCAACUUGAAGGCGCAUAUUUUGAAGGGUGACAUCAUUCAAGCUGUUCCAUCACAGAGGAUUGCAAGGCCAACGAGCUUGCACCCAUUCAAUAUCUAUAGACAUUUAAGAUCCGUCAACCCAUCUCCAUACUUGUUCUACAUAGAUUUGGUUGAUUUCCAAAUCAUUGGAGCUUCUCCAGAGUUAUUAGUCAAGAGUGAUGACCAAGGAAAGAUCAUUACUCACCCAAUUGCUGGAACUAUCAAGAGAGGUGCUACGUAUGAAGAGGAUCAGGCAAAUGCAGACAUUUUACGUUCCUCGUUGAAGGACCGUGCUGAGCAUAUAAUGUUGGUGGACUUGGCUCGUAAUGACGUCAACAGAGUAUGCGAACCAACCUCCAACAGCGUUGACAGAUUAUUGACCAUUCAAAGAUUCUCUCAUGUGAUGCACUUGGUCAGUGAGGUAUCAGGAACCUUAAGACCGGAUAUGACUAGAUUCGAUGCGUUUAGAUCCAUCUUCCCCGCCGGAACUGUGAGUGGAGCACCCAAGGUGAGAGCCAUGGAAUUAAUUGGAGAGUUAGAGAACGAUAAAAGAGGUGUUUACGCCGGGGCAGUAGGACACUGGUCCUAUGAUGGUAAGACCAUGGAUACUUGCAUUGCGUUGAGAACGAUGGUCUUCAGAGAUGGUGUUGCUUACUUACAAGCCGGAGGGGGGAUAGUGUUCGACUCGGACCCAUACGACGAAUACAUUGAAACGAUGAACAAGAUGAAGUCCAAUAACGAAACAAUUGUCCAAGCAGAAAAGGUUUGGAUAGAAAAGGUUGGUGUUGCCAAGGACUAA
This is a messenger RNA of Dujonia railenensis, 1569 nucleotides long. The record is from the annotation of a GenBank genome assembly. NCBI's taxonomy places the organism in Eukaryota, Fungi, Ascomycota, Pichiomycetes, Serinales, Debaryomycetaceae.